Penicillium brevicompactum is the source of this 525-nucleotide messenger RNA. RefSeq names its product YbhB/YbcL family Raf kinase inhibitor-like protein. NCBI's taxonomy places the organism in Eukaryota, Fungi, Ascomycota, Eurotiomycetes, Eurotiales, Aspergillaceae. Gene Ontology annotation, biological process: regulation of proteolysis; regulation of Ras protein signal transduction. Gene Ontology annotation, molecular function: peptidase inhibitor activity; phospholipid binding. The record is from RefSeq and is a predicted model, not a curated record. The transcript has 2 exons. The coding region runs from base 1 to 525 and encodes 174 amino acids.
AUGUCUGGCAAUCAUAUCAACGAAGCAUUCUCUCUCAUUGAGAAAGAUGUGUCCAAAGUCCUGGGCAUGACCAUCGGCAAGCACGAGAAUGUGCAGCCGGGAGCUCGUCUCCCUCGCAAAGACGCCCAAGAAGCCCCGAAGCUCUUCUUCGCCGGCGCAAAGCCCAAUACCAAAUAUGUGAUCGUGAGCCUCGACAUCGAUGCUCCCUUCCCCUCCUUCGGGGUUCUGGGUCCCAUUCUGCACUGGAUCCAGUCCGAUGCGAAGAUCACCGACUCUUCCUUGCUCGAGUUUGACGCGCCCUUCGUCGCCAACUGGAUCGGUCCUGCUCCCCCUCCUGGCAGUGCGCCUCACCGGUACAUCUUCUUCUUGUACGAGCAGCCGGAGACUUUCGAUCUUAAAGACCAUGCCCCUGCAGAUGGCAAGGAGCUCUCGGUCUGGAGUCGUAUGCGGUACAACCUUGAUGGCUGGGCUGAGGAGGUGAAGCUUGGUUCUCCUGUUGCCUUCAACUACUUCUUCUGCAACUAG